Messenger RNA from Haplochromis burtoni (Burton's mouthbrooder), 2637 nucleotides. It is a transcript of the gene ehd1a, whose product is annotated as EH-domain containing 1a. The record is from RefSeq and is a predicted model, not a curated record. The transcript is spliced from 6 exons. Gene Ontology annotation, biological process: endosomal transport; clathrin-dependent synaptic vesicle endocytosis. NCBI's taxonomy places the organism in Eukaryota, Metazoa, Chordata, Actinopteri, Cichliformes, Cichlidae. The coding region runs from base 392 to 1987 and encodes 531 amino acids. Gene Ontology annotation, molecular function: protein binding; molecular adaptor activity; calcium ion binding. Gene Ontology annotation, cellular component: clathrin-coated pit; cytoplasm; presynaptic membrane.
UCCGGAAUAAGUCCUCUUCGGCGGUUCACCAACUGUCAGCAGGUGGCUAGUCGGCUGGCAAGCCAAUAAACAGUUUUGCUGUCUGACAUUUAAGCAGCAAUUGACUGCAUCUAUCUGACCGCAGCUUAGUGUUUAUGGUGGCGUGUCGUGUCACGUCACGUCAGAUAACGUCCAGUGAAAAAGGAGUCCUCCUUGAAUGACUGACUUCGCAGUUGCGUGGCUAGCUAGCAAAGAGGAGGGUGGGGACAAAAACUUCAGCCUCGCCCAGUCCGUAGCUUUAUACCAGCAGGCAGCUACUCUCUCGGCGGUGUGAGCACCCACACCUCUAAAUUCGAUACUUAUUAAAGGGGAGACUGAAACCGUCGUGUCAAGUAGGCGAAAAGAAGCAACCAUGUUCAGGAAAAACUUGAAGAAGGAUCCCGAGCUGUUUCAGAACGUGUCGGAGGGACUGCGGCGGCUUUACCGGACCAAACUGUUCCCGCUAGAGGACACGUAUCGAUUCCACGACUUCCACUCCCCAGCCCUCGAAGAUGCCGACUUUGAUAACAAGCCCAUGGUUCUCCUGGUCGGCCAGUACUCCACCGGGAAGACCACAUUUAUCCGGCACCUCAUGGAGCAGGACUUCCCCGGUAUGCGGAUUGGCCCGGAGCCGACAACAGACUCUUUCAUCGCGGUGAUGCACGGGGAACAGGACGGGGUGAUACCGGGUAAUGCCCUGGUUGUCGAUCCCAAGAAGCCCUUCCGCAAGCUCAACGCCUUUGGCAACGCAUUUCUCAACAGGUUCAUGUGUGCCCAGAUGCCUAACCCUGUCCUGGAGAGCAUCAGCAUCAUUGAUACUCCUGGAAUCCUGUCAGGGGAGAAGCAGAGGAUAAGCAGAGGGUACGACUUUGCCGCUGUGCUCGAGUGGUUCGCUGAACGCGUGGAUCGCAUCAUCCUCCUGUUUGAUGCCCACAAGCUGGAUAUCUCUGAUGAGUUCUCCGAGGUGAUCCGCGCACUCAAGAACCACGAGGACAAAAUGCGCGUGGUACUCAACAAGGCAGACCAGAUCAGCACCCAGCAGCUGAUGAGGGUCUAUGGAGCGCUGAUGUGGUCUUUGGGUAAAAUCAUCAACACACCUGAGGUGGUGCGUGUGUACAUUGGGUCAUUCUGGGCACAGCCCUUGUUGGUCCCGGACAACAGGAAGUUGUUUGAGGCGGAGGAACAGGACCUUUUUGUGGACAUUCAGUCGCUGCCACGCAACGCAGCUCUACGCAAACUUAAUGACCUCAUCAAGCGAGCACGUCUCGCUAAGGUGCAAGCUUACAUUAUCAGCUCUCUGAAAAAGGAGAUGCCGAGUGUGUUUGGAAAGGACUCCAAAAAGAAGGAGUUGAUUGCCAACCUGGGGGAAAUCUACCACAAGAUAGAGAAGGAGCACCAGAUCUCACCCGGAGACUUCCCCAAACUUGAUAAAAUGCAGGAGCUGCUAAACGGUCAGGACUUCACCAAGUUUGCUUCACUCAAACCCAAACUGCUGGAGGCGGUGGAGGACAUGCUCGCCAAUGACAUCGCACGUCUCAUGGCAAUGGUCCGCCAGGAAGAGGCCUCCAUGCCCAGCCAGACCGUCAAGGGUGGAGCUUUUGAGGGAACCAUGAGUGGUCCCUUUGGCCACGGUUACGGUGAGGGUGCCAGCGAAGGCAUUGACGAGCUGGAGUGGGUGGUGGGUCGCGACAAGCCCACGUACGAUGAGAUCUUUUACACCCUCUCUCCCAUCAACGGCAAAGUGUCCGGCGCUGCCGCCAAGAAGGAGUUGGUGAAGUCCAAGCUGCCCAACACAGUCCUGGGAAAGAUCUGGAAGCUGGCAGAUGUGGAUAAAGAUGGCUUCCUCGACGACGAGGAGUUUGCCCUGGCCAACCACCUGAUCAAGGUAAAGCUGGAGGGCCACGAGCUGCCUCCCACGCUGCCAGAGCACCUGGUGCCCCCGUCUAAACGUGGGACGGUGGAGGCCUAGAUGCACCCUGCAGAUCAUUGAUGUCAACACAGGGCUCUCCAGGCAGUGUCUAACUUCAAGAAAGAACGGCAGCACCUGGGGUAUUUUUCACCAGAGAGAGACUGGAGGGUAUCUGGGGGUUGGGUGGGAGGGAGGGCGGGUCCAUCUUUGUGAAUCUGGGGUAAUGUUUAGUGUGUGUGAAAUAAACGGUGGGAGAGGGGUUUGAUUUGCAGACCGAUAGAAGGACAAUUACCAAACUGAUGGGUAGCUGGAGGUCACACGAUGAGGUGGAACAUGGAUUUAUGCAUCCUGUGUAAAAGAUGUCUUACAAAUAUACACUUCAUAUUGUUAUAUGUUGAUCCAAAGAAAUCUAGUUUUUUUUUUUCCAAAUGGGAAAGAGAAAGGAAAUUAAUCAAAACAGUUGUUAGAUGUGCUUUAUCUCUAUUUUUGUAUUUCCUCACUGUUAACUUUGACUCUUUCCAGAAGCUUCCUUUUUUAUUAUUUUGCCGGAUAAAUAAAAAGGAAUGCUUGUACCAUUCAAAAGGUUAAGUGGAUUUGUAUUUAAUAUUGCUAUAUCACAUUUAACAGUGGUUUGUCAGAAGAAAGCUACUUAUUAAAAUGGGGGAAACACAUUUAAAUAAAUAUGCUAAAUAAAUCUUAACUGAUUCAUA